AUGAUCCUCCGAGCGGCCAUUUUUGGGCUGUUGCUUCUCAGUGCGGGGCUGGUGGCCCAGUCGAUGGACGAAGAAGAAUCGGUGAGCAUCGGCAAUGGCCAGGGUUUCGGCAGUGGGAACGGCCACUCAGAAGAUGAUGAAGAUUAUGUCCAAGGCUCCGGUCUACCUCCAGACCGUCCGUACGCCACGCCACCUACCGUAUCCAAGACACCAUCCACCAAAGCCCCAGUAACGACCACCACCCAACAAGUCAAGAAAAGCCAGUCGACGAUUAUCACGCAGCGGCCGAGGAUUGAUCCGGUUACUGAAGCCACAACCACCACGACGAGAAGGCCUAUUGGCAAAACAACUGAAAGUAAUGUGCAGGCAAACGCUGCCUGGACAAAUCAUUUGAUCAUCAUCAUGCUGAUCGCGUUGAUCUUGACGCUGGUCAUCCUCAUUGGGGCUGUGCUGAUCUGCAGAGGUUGUAGCAAUAAGAAACGAAAGUACCGUACCGAGAAUCAGGCGGCCAGCGCGAACGGCUUGCUGUCAAAAACGGACUAC
This is a messenger RNA of Mesorhabditis spiculigera, 543 nucleotides long. Lineage: Eukaryota; Metazoa; Nematoda; Chromadorea; Rhabditida; Rhabditidae. The record is from the annotation of a GenBank genome assembly.